Messenger RNA from Paramecium tetraurelia, 1242 nucleotides. RefSeq lists its product as uncharacterized. The transcript has a single exon. Lineage: Eukaryota; Ciliophora; Oligohymenophorea; Peniculida; Parameciidae. The record is from RefSeq and is a predicted model, not a curated record.
AUGAAUCUACUCAAAAAGGCAACGACUGUUGUUUGUUCUGUUCAAGAACACUAAGAAGUUGAUUAAAAGAUUAUCCAUCUGUGUCUUGAUUCGAAGUGUUAGAUUUCCAAAAAGGCAUUGUGUGGUCUAUGUCUUGGAGAAGAGCAUUAUGGCCAUAAAUCGAUCAAUCUCUCUACAUUGGACUCUCUCAUUAAGAAUGAAUGGACUCGUGAGAUUAAGCAAUACAAUUAGAAGAAUAAAGAUUUAACAGAUUCUAUUCAGAUGAGCAUAAAUGCGAUUCUGAAUAAGGCUAGACUACUUUAAGACCAGAUAGCAUAGUUUGUUAAUCAGGACAUGUAGGAGAGUAAAGUAGGCAUUUUAAAGCGUAAGUACAUUGAUUAGCCAAAUCUAACUGAAAAAGAUUAUGAAUAAUUAGCCAAAGAUGUUUGUGAUAUUAUCCAUUACAAUAAUGGAGUUCCUGAUUUUAAGCCAAUCGAUUAUGAACCUAAUGACAAAUUCUAGAGUCUUGCACAACGGUUGAUUUUUGAUGCAACACUAUUUUGCAAAGAUAUUUCACUUAUUACCAAAUCUAACAUUGUUCACCAAAGUUUUGCAGAGCAAAUACAAGAUCUGCUAUUUUAGAUUAAUAGUAUAACUAAUCUUAUUGAGAAACCAUUGAGUUAUUUGAUGCAAAGUCGUCGACUCUUUCCAAAUGACAAAAGCGAAACUUAAUCGAUGCAAAGAAUCGAUUUUGAUUAGUAGAGUGUAUUUGGAACCAUAACUCAAUCACCCUUUUGCAUUUAGAAGUAAGUUAAGUUCAAGACUUUAGAAAUGAAAGGGUUCACUAAAAUUUACGAAGAGUUAUUCAACAAACCAUUUACCUAAACUCACAUUGAAUUGAUAAAGCAAAGAUGCACUCCUUAAUCUUAAAUAUGCAUAGGUGGAGUCAGUGUAAAUGAUCCAGAUUCCUUUAUUUUAUGUGCCACUGAUUAUGCCUCAGAGUUUUACACGGAAACACAGGACUUAAAAUUGGCAAGGAAGAGUCGAAAUGGAGAGAUAUUUUGGUAUUAUGUUAGGAAUCGUUGCAUUGGAUUUAGUCCUAUGAGUAAAGUGGAUUUAAAGUAUCCUGAUGUAGAUAAUGAAGAAGGAGAUUUACGGUUUUCUUUGUGGCUCUUUCAUGGACAGGGUGGGUAUAGAAUUGGAAGAAUAGAAAGUCUAGAGUAAAGUGUUGAAUAUAAAUGUGUGAUUUAUUUAAAGAAAUGA